AUAUGGGAAAAGCCUCGCCGUUCGAAGACGUUGCAGUGUUGCCGGCCAUUAGUUUCUCUUCUUCUUCUUCUUCACAUCAACUGCCUUUUUAACUCCGAUUCCAACUCAUUUCUUCAUAGCUAAAACUGAUACAAUCUUCUCAUGAUUCACGUACGCACUCCAAGUCCUCCUUCGAAAUGCUGAUUAUGAGAGGUUGCGUACGAAGCGCGAAGAAGCUGACAUGUCUCAGAAAUGGAAAUUUAGGUUUUGGGUUUUUUCUUUCGAGGAGAUGGGUUUCGAACAGUAGUGGUGAAGAAGAUCGAUCGAGUAGUGGAAAGAGGUUUGCGGCUCUAUGGGGAAAUGGCGAUUACGGUAGAUUGGGGCUGGGAAGCUUGGAGUCUCAGUGGCGACCUGCUUUCUGCUCUGCUUUCGCCAACGAAAGCCUCACUGGAAUUUCCUGUGGUGGUGCUCAUACUCUCUUUUUAACAGAAACGGGCUGUGUCUAUGCCACGGGUCUCAAUGAUUUUGGACAGCUAGGAAUAUCAGAUGAUAAAAGUUAUACAAUUGAGCCCCUCAAAGUUUCUAGACUUCCCAAGGAAAUUAUUAAAGUUUCUGCUGGUUAUCAUCACUCCUCUGCCAUUACAGGAGAUGGGGAGCUUUACAUGUGGGGCAAGAACUCAAACGGACAGCUUGGGCUUGGAAAAAAGGCAGCAAAAGUAGUUACUGCACCUAGGAAAGUUGAAUGCUUGACUGGGGUCACUAUCAAAAUGGCAGCUUUGGGUUGUGAGCACUCAAUUGCUGUUACAGAUAAAGGUGAGGCCUUAAGUUGGGGAGGAGGGGGGUCUGGAAGGCUUGGUCAUGGACAUGAACGAAGCAUGUUGGGCUUUUUAAUGAGUACCAGUGAAUACACCCCAAGGCUUAUUAAGAAACUUGAAGAUGUCAAGGUCAAAAGUAUCGCUGCAGGGAUGUUGCAUUCAGCAUGCAUUGAUGAAAAUGGUUCUGUCUUCAUAUUUGGUGAGAAAGCAGUGGAUAAACUGGGCCAGCAAGCAAAGAAUGCAACAACACCAUCCAUGAUUAGCCAACUGCCAUUUUCCGAAGAAGUUGCGUGUGGUGGUUAUCACACGUGUGUCCUUACAAGUGGUGGAGAACUAUACACAUGGGGCUCAAAUGAGAAUGGCUGUCUCGGUAUCGGCUGUACAGAUGUCAGUCAUUUACCAGAAAGAGUUCAAGGUCCAUUCUUGAAACAUCCUGUUUUCCAGGUAUCGUGUGGAUGGAAGCACACAGCAGCAAUUUCUGAAGGCAAUGUUUACGCAUGGGGUUGGGGAGGUUCACAUGGAACAUUUUCUGAAGACGGAUAUUCUUCUGGUGGACAACUGGUUUGCUUCUAUCCUAUAUUUGGGUCAGGGAAAUGAUGUUGACUACAUUGAACCUGCACGGAUCAACUUUGGCAAGAAUGUGAAAGCAUUGCAAGUAUCAUGCGGAUUCAAUCAUACAGGUGCCAUACUUGAAUACACUUGAAAUAUAGAUG
Camellia sinensis is the source of this 1507-nucleotide messenger RNA. RefSeq names its product Regulator of chromosome condensation (RCC1) family protein (gene RUG1). The record is from RefSeq and is a predicted model, not a curated record. Lineage: Eukaryota; Viridiplantae; Streptophyta; Magnoliopsida; Ericales; Theaceae.